AUAGAAACUGCGCAAUCACAGCGCUUGGACUGCCCCGACUCAAACAAUGCAUCUAGACUGUCGUUACAGUUUGGUAUAUAGUCAUUCGACCUACAACAGCCACUGACACAGCAAGGAUGUGCGCCACAUACGACCCAAACGUUUAUUUUCCGAUCAAAGAGUUUGAAAGCGACAGAAUCAAGCUUGUACCCUUCCGCCCAGAGGUAGACGGCGAAGCGUUCUACACUGCGUCCGCGCCGCAUCCUGAGCUAUAUGAAUGGACUGCUUUCGGUCCUUUCUCCACCGCGAAAGGGUUCCUGGAUUUCAUUGAGGGCGGCAUGCACCUCGAUCCCUCCUUCGCCCUCUUCGUCAUCUACAACAAGUCUACCGAGAAUCAAGCACACCAGCUCGCUGGGCUCAUCGGCCUCCUGAACACGAACCCUGCCAAUCUCAGCACUGAGAUGGGUCCCGUCUUCACGCUCCCGCCGUUUCAGCGCACGCACGUCACGACGCACGCCAUCGGUCUCUUGCUCGCACACUGCUUCGAAGAGCUGAAGCUGCGGCGCGUGCAAUGGCAAACGAACGCGCUCAACGAGAAGUCGAUCGGUACGGCGCAAAAGAUGGGCUUCACGCUGGAAGGUAUCGUCCGCUGGCAGCUGCUGCUUGCUCCCGGGAAGCAUGAGCACGGCCUAAAGCCUCGAGAGGGCGAUCCGAAACCAGAAUGCUACGGGAGGAACACGGCGUUGCUGAGUGUAUGUUGGGACGACUGGGAGAGUGGGGUGAACGAGAAGGUGCGGGAGCGGAUGGCUCGGAGGUGAAUGGUCCCACCUUACUUUUCCAUUGACAUCCUUGCUCAGAACGUCUCACAUCUUGCCUUUUGAUUGGUGUAAAUGUACUGAAACUAGAAUUCAUUGGCAUCGGCGUCAGUUUGGCU
This is a messenger RNA of Phanerochaete carnosa HHB-10118-sp, 913 nucleotides long. RefSeq lists its product as uncharacterized. The record is from RefSeq and is a predicted model, not a curated record. Gene Ontology annotation, molecular function: protein N-terminal-serine acetyltransferase activity; protein-N-terminal-alanine acetyltransferase activity. NCBI's taxonomy places the organism in Eukaryota, Fungi, Basidiomycota, Agaricomycetes, Polyporales, Phanerochaetaceae. The coding region runs from base 117 to 797 and encodes 226 amino acids. The transcript has 2 exons.